Molecule: messenger RNA, 2754 nt
Organism: Gasterosteus aculeatus aculeatus (three-spined stickleback)
Lineage: Eukaryota; Metazoa; Chordata; Actinopteri; Perciformes; Gasterosteidae
Gene: pth3r
Product: parathyroid hormone 3 receptor
Biological process (GO): cell surface receptor signaling pathway; adenylate cyclase-modulating G protein-coupled receptor signaling pathway
Cellular component (GO): plasma membrane
Molecular function (GO): G protein-coupled peptide receptor activity; parathyroid hormone receptor activity; peptide hormone binding
Source: RefSeq, a predicted model, not a curated record
GUCUCUUCUCACAUGCUGGCGGACCUUUAUGGUCUUUCUCAAACGGGGUUAGUGACGCCCACUGAGCCUCUGCAGAGAAGAGACAUUUUUAAAGGAUUAUUUCCGGUAUUUUAAAAAGAUCCCAACGCCCAAGAAGAUACUAAAAUUGGCCGACGAAGAUAAAAAUAACUACGACAUGUAGGUACAACUUUGGGAUACAAGUUCCUUCAAUUCCACCCGUGGAGGACAAGAUGAUCUGACGGUGAUUGAACGUCCUGUUUGAGUCGACAGCUGAGAAGACAUGAUGCUGUCUGCACAGGGAACUGGUGCAUUGGCUCUUUUCCACAGUGUCGUACUGGUGACUGCACUGAUAGACUCUGACGAUGUCAUCACGCGAGAUGAGCAGAUCUACGUUCUGAUUGGUGCUCACGCAAAGUGUGAGAGGAGCAUCAAGGCGCAUAUGUCCUUGGUUAAAGAAGGUGACUGCGUCCCCGAGUGGGACGGGAUCAUCUGCUGGCCGCGGAGCCGAGCGGGUCAGCUGGUGUCAGUUCUGUGUCCACAGUACAUCUACGACUUCAACCACAGAGGCCAAGCCUAUCGGCAGUGUGACGCCGCGGGGAGCUGGGAGCAGGUGCCCAGUAUCAACCGCACUUGGGCCAACUACAGCGAGUGCACCGCGUACCUGACCUCCAACCACCGGAGCCAGGAGGAGAAGGUGUUUGAGAGACUCCACCUCAUGUACACCGUCGGCUACUCCAUUUCUCUCGCGUCCCUUUCGGUGGCCGUCUCCAUCCUCGGCUACUUCAAGCGCCUUCACUGCACGCGUAAUUACAUCCACAUUCACCUCUUCGCCUCCUUCAUCUGCCGAGCAGUCAGCAUCUUUGUGAAGGACGCCGUGCUCCACUCCAUGUCUGAAGACAGGGACGACGAGACUGGUUUCGCCGCACAGAAGUCCCACACGGCCGGCUGUAAAGUCGCUGUGACUCUCUUCCUCUAUUUCCUGGCGACCAAUCACUACUGGAUCCUGGUGGAGGGGUUGUACCUACACAGCCUCAUCUUCAUGGCCUUCCUCUCUGACAAGAGCUACCUGUGGGCCCUGACCAUCAUCGGUUGGGGUGCUCCGUCUGUGUUCGUGUCCAUCUGGGUCAGUGCUCGAGCGUCGCUGGCAGACACACAAUGUUGGGACAUCAGUGCAGGAAACCUGAAGUGGAUCUAUCAAGUUCCAAUCCUGGCAGCCAUUGUUGUGAAUUUCCUCCUCUUCCUCAACAUAAUACGUGUUCUGGCCUCCAAACUGUGGGAAACUAACACUGGUAAAUUGGAUCCUCGGAAGCAAUACCGGAAGCUGCUCAAGUCCACACUGGUCCUCAUGCCCUUGUUUGGGGUCCACUACAUGGUGUUCAUGGCUCUGCCCUACACGGAGGUCACCGGGCUGCUGUGGCAGGUGCAGAUGCAUUAUGAGAUGUUCUUCAAUUCCUCCCAGGGUUUUUUUGUGGCAUUUAUCUACUGUUUCUGCAACGGAGAGGUGCAGGCAGAGGUGAAGAAGGCGUGGCUGAGACGCAGCCUCACGCUGGACAUCCGACAGAAGGCCAGGAUGACCAGCAGCGCGGGCAGCUGUUACUACGGCAUGAUGUCCCACACCGCCACCCACAGCGUCAGCCUGUCCGCCGCCAAUCCCAGGGCCCUUUCCCUCGCCGGGGCCGCAGCCCGAGCGCCAGGGGUCAGGCCGCCGCGCCACAGCCCUCUCAACCCGCAAUUCGGCCUGCCCGGGUAUGUGCCCGGCGGGGCUGAGGCCUCCGGCCCCAAACAGGAGCCAGGUGACGGAGAACCAGCGGCGACGGAGUCUGGGGUUGUUGCCAGGCGUGCCGGAGCCGGUGGAGGAAACCCCGAUGCCAAAAGUCACGGAGCUCCGCCAGCUCCAACCGCUGGAGAGGAAGUUCAAGGAAGCGGCCUUUCCCUGAAGGAGCUGGAGACCGCCUUGUGAUCGUUUUGUAUACGCAUAAAUGGCGCGGUGGCCUGGGAUGAACUGCUCAUCUUCACCCAGGCUCUAUUUGGAUUUCAGUCAGGGGAGACUUCACAUGCCCGCCCGGAUCAGAACUGUGACUAUUAUUCAGCGAUUAGACUUCGCCGUCCCGACAGAUUUACGAGGGGGGGAAGGAGCCAGAAAAAAAUGUGCUAAAACCGGCCCGUCAGCGGGAUUGAAAUGAAUGGACACAAACAAAGAAGAGACUAGAUUUAAUAUUUGUGGCAAGAUCUUGUUGUUUUGUCAACAUGUUACUGAUGGAUUUCUUGUAGAUCUAUUUAAAUGUGCAUAAUAUAAACAUACAUGUUUAUGUGCUUUCAUUUAAUGUGUAACUCCUGUGAACAGCUGGAUAAUCUGUGGGUUUGAUCCUUUCCAGCAGUCAGACAGCCUGUCUAGACAGGCGAGGUCUUUCAACACCUUUCUUGUUGUCCAUCUUGCAUGACGUCGCCCCCGGAGGCCGAACCCCCAACCCCUUCCUCCGUUUAACCUCUGACCCCCCCGAAAGCCGUCGCAACACCGUCCGGAAUUUCACACGCCGCCCUCAGGCUUCUUCUCCGAGCCGGAGGCACCUCCGCCGCUUGUAGACCUCGUGUGUGAGUGACAAACCCGCAGCGCAAAACACCGGUAUUUACAACAUGAACAGGCCCGUAAAUAUCUGUUCAGGUGUCUUGAAUUAGGGAGGCAUGCAAAGUGAAAGAUGUGUUAAUGUUUUGCAUGUAGGCCUCGUUUGCUCUAAUAAAGGGAAUUCAAUCAAA